UUUGACCAGGCUUGCCCUACCCAGAGGUGGUCCUCCGUCUGCACAUGCUAGGAAUUUCAGCACAAACUGUGACCCCGGGGGCUUAUGCAGGAUGACAAAUAACCCCUGGGAAGAGGAGAGGAGAGGAGAGGAGAGGAGAGGAGAGAAGAGGAGCAGCAUGCCUGCUUUUGUGUCAAACCUUUAAAAGUUUAAGGAGUGCUAUGAGUGCAUUUAUCCCAUACUUAGAGCUAUAUAACAUUUGAAAUUAAAUAGAAGCUAGUUUAGAAUCUGAAUACCAUUUUCUCAAAAAACCUUGAGCAGAGCUCUCUGCAAUUCUUCUUCGUCUAUUUACAAAGACAAUUCAGUGUGUUGGCAUGUCAGAACAGUUUGCAAAGGGCUGAAAUGUGGAGGAAUCUGAGGAUUCCUUUGUUCAUAAUACUUUUUUUCAGACAGCAUAAAUCUAUUAUACUCUAUUUAGAGUACAAUGAUGUCUCAUCUCUCUCUGCUGUCUUCAAAUAGGAGCUACUCUGUUGAUUCUGGUCAAGACACGGCAGUUUUUUACGACAGUGGUGCUCCCCCAUCCCUUAACUAUCCUGCAAUCAGCUGUGUAGACGUGUCACUGUGGGGGCAGGGCAGAAGAAUUUGCAACUCCCUUGAAGCUUGGAUCCAACAAAGUGAAGCUUUUGAAGGUCUACAAGUUCCAUUUUGGAAUUGGACAUCUUUGUAAAAACUGUCUAACAAAAAUUUUUUUGCCUCAGUUUCAUGGCAAACAUCUGCAAACGCUUGGCCCAUGUGCUGUUAAGUUGCAUAAUGCAGUGACUCAAGAGUGGUGGUCAAAUUUCAUCAACUUCAAAACAAACAUUCACAUGCAGCAAUUUAUGUGCACCAGAAAAAGUUUGUUGAUGUCAAUAUAAAUCUAAUCUUAAGCUUUGGCAUGUGAUGAAAUAGAUGAUGGAGGUUGAAUCAGCCAGCAACAGUGGGUAUUUGCAGCUAGGAAAAACACGGCAACCAAAACUGACCAAGAAUCAGUUUUCUGCCUGUUUCUCUGUUUGCAGCCAGUGGCGGGGGAGUUUUAAAGCUGAACUCAGACCAGUACUAAGAUGUUAUCCUCAGCCAACCCCUCUUACUGCAGCCUGUAGUUGAAAAGGGGGAUGUCCCAGCUCCCAACUUCCUGUGGGAUCACAGACACCCUCAUUUGAAUAUUCCAUUCCCACUUCCAGAAAGUUCUCCUAGGAUUGCUAUAUAGGGCAGGCGAAUGUGUCACAGUUACACUAUUCCAUCCACAGGACGCACACUCAGAGAAGAAAGAAAGAGAGACAUCUGUGCCAGGUAAGGACCAGAACAAUAACUGCCUUUGUUUACCCAAAGGGAAGGAAUGCAGAGAGUGAAUGAGCUACUUUGAUUUGAUGGUUUAAAGUUACAGUGCAGCACUUUUUGAACAGUGAGUUUUAGACCUUUACUGGUUGUUUGACCUGCACAGAUGGUAUUUACAAUAAAAGAUAAAACAUAUGUCAAGAGUUUUAAGUUGCAUAUAUCCACAGAAUGAUGAUAACAUUGUCUUACUCUCAAAAUCAGCUCAUUUGUCUCCAAGAGCCUGUGUAAUGUUUACUGCCUGCUCUAUGGAGAUUACUACAUACACCUCUUGUCUUUCAGAAUGAAAAUGGCAGACAUGAAAACAUCUCAAGGUAUAAGAACAUGAUGCAAAGUCCUUUCUGCUGUGUCACAAAUGUGUAGCACUUAGGUGCAAACUGAACGAUGAGGAGUCGAAGGAAACAUUUUAAGACAUGCUACUGCAGCUGGUCAUUUAUACCCCCGUGCAUUUGGUCCGAGAUUUGGACUAAUGAUGGGAUGAGUUAAAUGGAGCCUGUAGACACACACCCGUUUGAAAAACAACAAUGGAGCAGACCACAUUGCACGUCUUUGCUGUAAAAUACUGCGAUUGUUGAGGGCCAAUGUCAUAUCACUGAAUCUAUCAAAGUUCAGAGACAUACAGGAUUUGUAAUUUCUUGAGAAGAGAGCGAGAUCGCGUUUCAGUCUGAGCACAACUUCACUCUGAGAAGGCUGCAGCUCCAACAACUGCACAGCUAAGUUGGUGCUGACGUGGCGGGGAACAUGUCUGCCUCAGACUGGAGUCUUUCUCAACCCUCUGAGUGGGCUGGGUCAAAGCUGGCCUUCCUCAAGCGGCACAUCCCAGCCUGAGCAUUGUUCUGGAGUUUUCUAUCACUCUGUUGAGUUUAACAGUCUUAAAUAUACAUUUUUUUUCCUUCAGUGUCUCUUCGAUGAGAUUCAAAGAGAGUGAAACCACAUUUUUAUUAACUUUUUUUUUUCAGUGUUACUGGCUGAAGUAAAAAGUUGUUAAUCCUCUUUUUUCCCCCCUUUUGUCCACUUUUUUACAGGCUGCUUUAGCUGCUGCUUUUGGAGACAGACAGGAUGUGGAUGACUAAUGUUGUAGCUGUUUGUCUGCUGGCCAUCCUGGCCUCUGCAGAGGACAAGAAGUUGAGCAGCCAUGCAACCACGCUGGCUGAUAACAGCGCUGAUCUGGCCUUCAGGUCUGAAAGUGUUAUCAUUAUCACUUGUGAUAUUGAUAUAUGCUUUGAUUCAGCAUUAUAGUCAAUUAUUUCUGUUGGAAACAUAGUCAAAUAAACUUCUGAUUUUUAUUCAGCCUCUACCACAACAUGGCAAAGGAGAAGGACACCGAGAACAUCCUCAUCUCUCCUGUGGUGGUGGCCUCCUCUCUGGGGAUGGUGGCUCUUGGAGGCAAAGCCUCGACUGCCUCUCAGGUCAAAACUGUUCUCAGUGCUGACAAACUGAAGGAUGAGCAUCUGCAUUCAGGCCUAUCUGAGCUGCUCUCUGAGGUAAGAGCGACAAAACAAAUACAUUGGGAAGAUUUUUAUAAUUUAAGAGUACAUAAUUGAUACUGUUAUGUGAGUGGUUUUCUCCACUGUUUCUUUAAAUUCCUAUUUUGAUACCACAUGAAAGAUAUUGUUGAUUGAACAACUUUGUUUACUACUUCUUUUCAGGUGAGUGAUGCAAAGACACGCAACACUACCUGGAAGAUCAACAACCGUCUCUACGGUCCCAGCUCUGUCUCCUUUGCUGAUGAUUUUGUCAAAACCAGCAAGAAACACUACAACUACGACCACACAAAAAUAAACUUCAGGGACAAGAGGAGUGCAGUGAACUCCAUCAACGAGUGGGCAGCCAAGUCAACGGGUGGCAAGCUGCCUGAGAUCACCAAGGAUGUACAGAACCCAGAUGGAGCAAUGAUUGUUAACGCUAUGUUCUUCAAGCGUAAGUAGAAGAAAGUGUGUUCUUAUCACAUGAGACACACAAAGAGAUCCUCACUCACUCCUCUUUGUUUUAACCUACAGCUCACUGGGAUGAGAAGUUCCAUGAUGCAAUGGUGGACACACGAGGUUUCCUUGUUAGUCGUUCAUUUACCGUUGGAGUUCCCAUGAUGCAUCGCACAGGUAGGCUUUUUUACCAUCAAUUCAACUUACUGUGUUAAAAAGCCAGAAAGAUCAAACAACUGAUCUGUGUGCUCUGUGCAGGUCUGUACGACUUCUAUGACGACACAGAGAAACGAAUCUACCUGCUGAACAUGCCUCUUGGCCAGAAGCAGGCCUCUAUGAUCCUCAUCAUGCCUUACCAACUGGAGCCUCUGGACCGUCUGGAAAAACUCCUGACUAAGACUCAGAUGGACACCUGGAUCAGCAAGAUGCAGAGCAAAGCUGUCGCUAUUUCCCUCCCUAAAAUCUCCCUUGAAGUCAGUCACAAUUUGCAGGUAAGUUAUUGCAAUUCCACAGAUUGACCAUUGGGAAAUCAAGGUUGAGGGCGUCAACAAGAUCCAGAAUCAGCUCUUUAUCUUGAAUUAUCAUGUCUUUUCCAGAAACAUCUUGCUGAGCUCGGCCUGACUGAGGCUGUGGACAAAGCCAAAGCCGACCUCUCCAACAUCUCAGGAAAGAAAGACCUCUACCUCUCCAACGUCUUCCACGCUUCAGCUUUCGAGCUUGACGUGGAGGGAAACCCGUUUGACACCACCAUCUUUAGCUCAGAGAAGCUGAGGAACCCCAAACUUUUCUACGUAGAUCACCCCUUCAUUUUCCUGGUCAGAGACAACAAGACCAAGUCUAUCAUGUACAUCGGCAGAGUAGUUAGACCUAAAGGAGAAAAGAUGCGCGAUGAGCUCUAAUGUUCAUGUGUUGGUAGGUAGUUUUUGAUACUUGUGAAGAAUUGGCAGGGAACAGAGCUUAUUUGAUAUUUGUGUGUGUAUUUGGGUUUGACUUUUACCUCUUUUGAGUACAAUCCAGUAGACAAUACAACUAUUUGAGCUUUCUUUUCUUUUUUUUUUUCUUUUGUUGAUUUUUUUAAAUACAAGAUUUUCCAGAGAACCGAUUCUGUACCAAUGUGGGGUCUCGGCCUUCAAACCCCAGCUAUGAAUGCAUGUUUCUAUCACAGAUAUGUGCCUUAACUGAGACCUCUAAGACCUGUAAACAGCAGUUGGCACAGCAGACAACAUGCUUAUAUUAAGUAUGAUCUCUUUCUUAACACCCUUUUUUUUGCCAGUUUUGGUUUGGCCACUUGUGUUUUCUUGCAUUAUCUUUAAUGUUUAAAGAAAAUAAGAUCUUUGCACAAGCAUUUACAGAUGUUUCUCACACCCUUUCCCCCUUCUUCAUAAUCUUGUUUGUGCAUUUUGCCUCCGAUCUGCUCUGAGUCAUUCCUCUGCAUGAGCUGAGUUUGCAGAGGUUAGGUGUCAAAUGUCAGGACCUUUCUUUGUCUUGCUCGCCAACCAAACUGUGCCAUGUUGUUGUUGCUGUAGGUAUUUUUGACAAAAAAGUGGUUGUGUCAUAAAAUGUUGAUUUUCCAAUAAAAAGAAAGAAAUUGA
This is a messenger RNA of Xyrichtys novacula (pearly razorfish), 4864 nucleotides long. Lineage: Eukaryota; Metazoa; Chordata; Actinopteri; Labriformes; Labridae. The record is from the annotation of a GenBank genome assembly.